Messenger RNA from Amyelois transitella, 1768 nucleotides. RefSeq names its product monocarboxylate transporter 13. The coding region runs from base 166 to 1494 and encodes 442 amino acids. Gene Ontology annotation, molecular function: monocarboxylic acid transmembrane transporter activity. Gene Ontology annotation, biological process: transmembrane transport; monocarboxylic acid transport. NCBI's taxonomy places the organism in Eukaryota, Metazoa, Arthropoda, Insecta, Lepidoptera, Pyralidae. The transcript is spliced from 9 exons. The record is from RefSeq and is a predicted model, not a curated record.
UUGAGUGUGUUGAGUGGACGUGCGGUCUCCCGCGUUAUACUAUCAAACCUUCGCGUAGAAAAUGCUUACAUAAUAAAAAAUAUUUUUUUAAAGUUUAUACCUAUAGAUUUUUCAAAUGCCAACAUAAAAAAAUAUAUGUUUAUUUAAAAUUGUAUUUCUUAAAACAUGGAUGAAGCAUUCGCGCAUGUGGAAGGUGGUGUCGAGAAAAACAAAAAGGGACUUGUCCCCCCGGAUGGUGGUUGGGGGUACGUUAUCGGAUUAGGAGUGGGGUUUACAUUCAUGCUAGGUUUCGGUUCUUCAAAUGCUUUUGGCAUCCUUUUUAAUGACUUCUUCUUAGAACAAGACGGUGCUAGUGGAUUACCUCUAGUCAUUGGAGUUUAUAACGGAGCACUUUCUUUCGCAGGUUUUCUAAGUGGUAUAGCGUUGAAGAAGUAUUCUUUUCGCCAAGUUGGCUUGUUCGGAGCAGCACUUUUUGUUUUAGGAGAUGUCCUAACGAUAUUUGUACAGAAAACGUACCAACUUGUCAUUACCUUUGGCGUUAUCAGAGGAUCAGGAUUCGGCGUGAUGAUUCCAGUAAGUUUCACCGCGUUCAACUGUUACUUCACUAAAAAAAGGACGGCGAUGAUGAGUGCGAAUCAGACCAUGAGUAGCAUGGCAUCCAUAACGUUUCCAAUGCUGGUGACUUUUCUGCUAUCGGAGUAUGGAUUCCGAUGGACCCUCGCCCUGAUCAUGGCCAUAGAUCUCCAUUUGGUCUUUGCAAUGUUGGUGAUGCAUCCAGUGGAAUGGCAUUUAGUUAAAUCUGAGGACCCAACUGUUGAUAUAGGUGAUGUUGAAGAGGUCAAAGAAAACAAGGUGAAUAGUCGACAUGAAUCUAUACAGAAAAGUAUUAUAAAAGUAAUAUGUGACAACGUCGAAUUAGAUCUUUUGAAAGAUCCAAGGUUUGUAAGUACCUUGGUUGGGAUUGGAUUCGCUUUUGUAUCCGACGUGACAUAUUUGGCAAUGGAACCAAUGCUUCUGUUCUCAUAUGGAUUUUCUCAAAUGGAAGUAGCAACUUGCGUCAUGGUUGGUGCUUUGGCAGAUCUGCUGGCCAGAUUUGCAUUUGCCGUGUUCACUUAUUUUUUUGUUGUGGACAGCAAAAAGCUUUUCUAUAUUGGCACUUGCAUUACCGUUGUUCUUCGUAUAGCUCUAGUGAGCUCCAGUGAUCUCUGGUACGUGUUCGCUGUGACAGCUAUAUCAGGGCUAGUCAGGUGCACAGUACAAGUGUUGUUUCCCCUGGUGCUGGUGGCUGCAGCGCCUGAUAGGUUCCCAGCGGCAUUGGCGCUGCACAUACUAUUCUCAGGAGUUCUGAUGUUAAUGGCAGACCCGCUUAUUGGUGUGCUGUAUGACGCUACAGGAAGCUACAUGUACUGUUUCCUCGCGAUGGCUAUUUGCUGUUUAGUGUGUAUUGUGCUGUGGACCAUAGAGUACUUGGUGUAUCGUAAAAAAAGAUCCUGAAUAAUGUAACUAGCUUUAUUAAAAAUGAUUAUAGGCACCCCUAUUAAACCUGAAUAAUUAUAUUUUAUAAUAUUAUUAUUCAGUAUUCUAUAGUAGCUACUAUGUCUGAAUAUUUAAAUUAUUUUUAUUUCACGAUAUAGAGGAACAAGAUUUAGACUUUGAAGAUAACAAGUUCAAAGUCUAAAUGUUAUUUGAUAUUCCUUUAUUUUUAAGUGAUUUUAAAAUCAGGUGUCAUAAAAAUUAGAAUUACAAUUAAACUGACUGAAUGAUAUUU